AUGCGCGUGAGCGGCGAACGAGGCGAAGGCGACGCUUUCGUCUCCGAGAACAGAGACGACGACGAUGCGAAGAGGAAAAAGAAGAGGAAAAGAAGAAGAGAAAACGGAGGCGCGUUGGAGUGGAAAGAUAUCGUCGCUGGAACGAAGAAGAGCGAAGAAGACGAGUCCUUCUCGCAUCAUCAUCAUUCUUCGGAUUUUGAAGACCAAGAAGAGGAGGAAAAAGAGGAAAAAGAGGAAGGAAAAGAUCUGGACGCGUUGAUGAAAACGGUCCUCGCCGGGAGAGAAAGGAAAGGGAAGAAGAUGAAAACGGAGGAAGCGUUUAAAAAAUCGAGGAAAAGAGAAGCGUCGAGGUUGAAAAGAGAGUUGAGAAACAUAAACGUGAAGGAGAACAAUCGGAACUUUGAGAGGAUGUUCAUCGGCGAGACUCUCGUCGACGGCGUCGGGAGGAGGAGGAGAGCGACUAAUACUGCUACAAGUGCUGGUAAAAUGGAGGAUGACACUGUCGAGGACGAUGAUGUAAACAAUAACAACAACAGCGAUGAAAAGAAAGGAUGGUAUUACCCGUGCGACUGGACGUUAAAGACGAGAGCGACGUUCGCGAAGAUUUGUAGUUUGCGCGACGACGAUACGAACGACGAGGCGGAAGAAGAUUUCGACGAGGAUGAUGAUUUCGAUACAGAUGAAGAGAAAAGAAAAAUACAACAAACUUUUCUUUCCUCGUCAUCUGUAUCGAAAUCGUUCUCGUGGGUGAACGACGAACGAGGCGCAAACGCCGUCGCCGCCGGCGCGCACGAUGCUUUUUCCACGCACGGCGUCAACGGCGUCGAACCUUUAUCGAGUAAAAACUGUUCCUUCUUUUACUGUUUACCGUCCUCUUCGAAUUCAAUCAUAUCCAGCGAAAGUAACAAGAACGAUUCGAGACGAUCGGCGGCUAUGCAACGCGCAACGAUAUCGUUUCAGUAUCCGGAUUCGCGAUUGCCGGCGCACGCGAUUGAUAAAAUGAAUAUUUCCUUCAACAACAACAAAGACUUAAAGUCGUCGAGUGCGGCUACGAACGCGUGGUUUCGCCAACGUUCCAAUCAGUGGACGGAAGCUUUGAGUUCCGCCUACGGACGAUUGAGGUCGUAUUUUAGCUAUUCCUUUUACGUCGCGUACGAAGACAGACGCAUAUUCUUCGCCUGUCCGGGAUUAGAUGGUAGUUUUUCGAGCAAUAGCUUUAAAGAGAACAAUAACACAAAAGACGACGACGACGACGACGUAAACGACAAAAACGACGAUAAAAACAACAACAUCAGUCAAGGUUUCGCCGUCAUCACCAACACGAACCAAAAACUGCGAGAUAUUUUGACCAAGAAUGGCAUCCCGUUCAAACCGGUCUUUGUCACGCGGGACGGUAAAGGCUUCAGCGUGAACGAUAACCGAACGAAAUCGGAUAAAAUGAAGAAUAAGAAGCACUUGCUGUUUGGAGGCGACGCAAAUUUAUUCGAUGUCGACGACGACGACGACGAAGAAAAAGAUAACGAUGAUGAAGGAGAAGAAGAAGAAGAAGAAGGAGAAGAUAACGAUGAAGAUGAUGAUGACGGGAAAGAAAACGCGGAGAGAGAGAACAAAAAAGCGAACCUUCAACAAAGCGGCAGUCAAGAAGAAGGAAACGACGGAGAUAAAGUCAAAGACGAUGUUAAAGGCGAGGAAGACGGAUGCGACGACGGAUAUAUCACGAACGUCGUCGGGAAAGAGAAUUCUGUGAAGAAAAAGAAGAACGACGAUGCUCUGUUAAAAAACGCCAUACAUCCAACCUUUAUCGACGCUUGGAACGAAUCCAAACGAAAAAUCAAACUGAAAGAAGAGCAAGAAAAGAAUAAAGUAUUCGAACGGUUCACUCGAGACGGCGCGAUUCUUGUUCGAGGCACGUUAGCCGUGCACGGUUUAGUCAACGUCUUGUUACAGUUUCGAGGGCAGGAUCCAGGCGACGUGAAGGUGACGGAACAGACGGUCAUGGACGCCGAAGCGUUGGCGUUGGCGCGAAUGAAUACUUUUGCUGAGAAUACCACCAACACCAACACCAACACUAAAAAUCUGACGACAACGAAAGCGGGCAGCAGCGCGAUGAUAUCUUCAGACGUUGGCGCUAUUCUCGCCCCGAGACCAUUUACUAACUGUUUCACGAAAUCGUUCGAGUUGAGGCCGAACAAAGUCGCCGUGGCGAGCGAAACAAGCAAAUCGAAGCUCAUGCGUUUAUGGACCUUGGAUUUAGGAUCUAAUAGUAAUAGCAAUAACAACAACACUAGCGAUAGCUAUAGCGAGAAAAAAAACAAGAUGAUGAUGAGGACGACGAAUUCCGAUCGAAAAAAUUGGUGCGACCCGUGCGAUUUGAUACCUCCGUGGACGAUGGCGAGAGUCUGUCGAGUGUUGUCCGCGGAAGAUGAUUUUUUUGGUAGCAACGACAACGAGAGAGACGACGACGACGCGAUGAUGGACGACGAUAAAACCAUCGCGAACGAGGACGACGACAAACAGAAGAAGAAGAACAAAAACAAUAAUACGGUGAAGCAAAACAUCCUCCGCGAGAACAAAAACUCGAUUCGUUUGUGGUUGGAUACCGACCCGUGCUCGAAAGUGUUGAACGCCUCGGUCGCCGCCGCGCGGUUGAUGAGCGAGGAAAGUUUCUCGAGACGUUUAAUAAGAAGUACUUCAAAAGCAGCUCAACAAAAGAAGCCCGAGGAUGAAAAGAAAGUCUCUCCUCCUUUGAAACCUCGCGACGAGGCUUUUGGCGACGAAGACGAGAAACGCUGGGCGUUUUCGUUUUCGUCGAAUAAUCGAAGAAAUCGUCGCGCCAACGAUUUCGCGGCGAAAAGCAACAACAACGAUACCGGCAUCGUUCAGUCCUUAGAGCUCAAGAAGAAAGCCUUCGUAGUAGAAGUCGCGUGCGCUCGCUCCUGGAAAUAA
Molecule: messenger RNA, 2946 nt
Organism: Bathycoccus prasinos
Lineage: Eukaryota; Viridiplantae; Chlorophyta; Mamiellophyceae; Mamiellales; Bathycoccaceae
Exons: 1
Coding region: 1-2946 (981 amino acids)
Source: RefSeq, a predicted model, not a curated record